Chrysoperla carnea is the source of this 380-nucleotide messenger RNA. Its product is annotated as chymotrypsin-1-like. Gene Ontology annotation, biological process: proteolysis. The transcript has 2 exons. Gene Ontology annotation, molecular function: serine-type endopeptidase activity. The record is from RefSeq and is a predicted model, not a curated record. NCBI's taxonomy places the organism in Eukaryota, Metazoa, Arthropoda, Insecta, Neuroptera, Chrysopidae. Bases 9 to 380 code for a protein of 123 amino acids.
CUGGUUAUAUGAAAACGGGAACAUUACUUGGAUGGGGUGCUUUUCAGCCAGGGAAUCAGCCCAGUUCUUUUUUAAGACGUAUUGAGCUUGAAAUAUCACAAGAUGUAUUAUGCAAAGAAGAAUUUCCAAAAUUAUUUGGUGAACAAAAUUUUUGCACAAUAUAUACACGAACUGAAAAUUACGGAGCGUGUGUUGGUGAUUCUGGUGGACCUUUUGUAGUUGGUUCAUCAGAUCGUCGUAAGGUAUUUGGUAUUCUUUCCAAGGGCCCAGCUUAUUGUUCAUCAAAUAGAACAGAGCCAGUGGCUGGAUUAUUUGCUCGACUAACAAAUAAAGAUAUUGCAGAUUGGAUUAAGAAGACUAGCAAGAAACUAAAUGACUAA